Molecule: messenger RNA, 1325 nt
Organism: Corticium candelabrum
Lineage: Eukaryota; Metazoa; Porifera; Homoscleromorpha; Homosclerophorida; Plakinidae
Exons: 1
Coding region: 234-1136 (300 amino acids)
Source: RefSeq, a predicted model, not a curated record
UCUUGCAAAUGCUUACGGAUAAGUGCCGGUGGAGACCGAAAAUGUUGAUAUCGCCAACGACGGAUAUUGAUAUUAAUGAAAACAAUUGGUUCUUUGUUAUCGCUUGGCACCUUGACGUUAUCAUCAACGUGGCGAGUGUGGUCAUCCCUAUUCGGUGGCUCUUAAAUCUUCGCUCUUGGUGCAUGCCAGACCUCAUUAUACGUAUAUACACCUGUGCAUACAGUGAACAGUGAAUGAUGGUUGCGGUUGGCUCAGCCUCUCUUCGGUGGCUCUUUGUCUUCGCUCUUGGCGUUCCAUUUCUGCAAGCUGCAGACACAGAGAAUGUCGAAGUGCCUGCGCCCUCUAAUAUAUACGGAGACUCGAGCGUUGUUUUUCACUCACCUCACAGCAUCGUUGCAUCCUGCAACGGCUGGCUGGAUAAUACUCAGUGCCCACUCAGACAAGACCUGUCUCGAGGAUUAAGACUACACUAUAGGUUCAAUAAUGCAAGCAAUCUAGCUCAGGAUUCCACCAAAAAUGGCUACGAUGGAAAGGUCGUUGGUCAGGUGACGCAAACUUCGGGUGUCAUAGGAGGAGGAGCGCACUUCGCCGGCACCUUCAGCAAGACUAGACAUCGUCACUACAUCGAAAUACCCAAUGUCAUCAACAGGAGGGCAUACACGGUGGCAAUGUGGGCCAACUUGAGCUCACCGAAUGCUCACAACAGCUUGCUCAUGCUUCAUGGAGGAUCGCUCGCAUGGUCAACGUCUUAUUUGUGGAUUUUUACCAGCAAUAGAAGAAUAGCGGUUAUUCAAAAUCAAUUAGAUAUUCGAUACGAGGACUUUCCUCUGCCUGUCAGUAGAACCCAUCCUCAUCUUGUUCCCCGGUUCAGCAGGUCUCCCUUAAUGACUGCCCGCACUUGGCAUCAUAUCGCUGUCACUUAUUCAGAAGGACGCCUCAGUGCCUAUUUGGACGGUCUGUUGGCUUACGAAUUUAUCAACGUGGAUUCAGUUGCUAUUACGCCAAUUACUCAACACCUGUACGUUGGCGAUUGUCUUUGUCAAGAGGCGUCUUACGAAAUCAAAGGAUCGAUAGACGAUCUACGCGUGUACGAUCGUGCACUGAGUCCUCUCGAAGUGAAGCAGUUAAGCAGAUGAUUAUGCGGACAGAGAUUCAUGAAAACAUGGAAUUGUAGUGUAGCUCUAGAUAGCUUGGGUUUCGUGAUGCUAAUCUAUGCAUGCAUAUGGUAGCAACGAAUAAUCUUCUUUAGAUUUGAUGUGGUAGAACAGGCUGUGGUACAAUGCUUGUGCCACAUGCAAGUCAGUAAAUGGGUAAUCUGACAAUGA